AUGACCGAUGCCUUCAACGAACCCUCCGGCUUCCGUGAAGCUACUGGCUACCGCCUCAGUGAGGCUACUGUCUUCCGCGAAGACGCUGGCUCACGUCACCCCAAGGCCUUAGAAUCCGCAAGAGAACUGACCGUCUCCGUGAAGCUACUGGCUACCGUCUCCGUGAAGCUACUGGCUUCCGCGAAGCCACUGGCUCUUCGUCACCCCAAGGCCUUAGGUGAAGCUUCCGUCACUGCCUCGUACGACGUCCGUAGACUCCAACCCUCUGAAGACCCUCUAACCAUACAACAGAAACUCAGAAGCCCAAGCAGCACCGUUCGAAGUCAACACAGGACUGGGAGGUCGCUGGGACCCGUGCUCACACUGGAGUUCAAUCGCACGUGCUUGCUCUUCUGUGACGGAGAGAACAUCACAGAUGCCAUCAGCCGACCGCCAAACUUUACACAGUGUCCCGCCUCGGUGACCCUGUAUCCAGAACGAGGCAGCACGGAAGUGACGUAUACGUGGACAGAGCCAAUUGCAAUCGACUGGGAUGGAAAUUUAACAGUGGUGCAGAAGAUAUUUGGUGCAAACUCUACCUCCUCGUUCGAGAGUUAUGUGUCUCCAGGCACGCGUCACAUGAUCUCCUACCUAGCAACCGACCUUGACAACAAGAACUGGACGUGCGCAUUUACGAUCACCGCUGAAAUCCCAACGUGUCCUCCCAUCGUUCAUCUUGAAAACGGCUUCCUCAACUGCACAGACGACAAUCUCCGGGCGAGUGUGUGCGAAUUUUCCUGUUACCAUGGUUACCAGCUCAACGCUACCAGUACAGUGGAGUGUCAAGACAACGGGACAUGGUCGGGCCAGGGCGUGCCGCAGUGCUUACCGGUGGUUUGUGAUGGCAACAUAAAUUCCACUCUGACCGAUAGCAGACUCAAUGUUGUUUGCGAGAAAACCGUCACGGGAGUGUUCGGUGACGUCUGCUGGCUAACGUGUCAUGACAACUUCCGAUUGCGCAAUGACCUGCUUGGAGCGCAUAUCCUUUACACUCUAAACAACUCAUUGACACUCGCUGAACAGGCGUACGAGAAUGCUAGUAUUGAAGCAGAACGGUCACGUAACGACACGUUGGAGGCCAAUAUGAAUUCAACGUUGCUGGCUAGUCUAUUAGAAGCAGUGAAAAAUACGACAAAAUCUUUAGAAAUUGAAUUUCAAAAUGUUACGCAAAUGGUUAACGCAGCCUCGGCUCAGUUAAGUCAACUAGUGCAACAGUUCAAUAAAACACGCGCAGAUCUAGACUUGACAGACAAUCACACUGAAAUAAACGAUUUGAAAAACAAUAUAUCAGAUCUAGAAAGACGACUCGAUGAGAAGAAUAUUACUCUGAACAAUUUGUUGUUUGAGAUGACAACCACGGAACACGAGCUGAAUGAAACUAGAAUGAAAGAAUCCGUAGCGAGUGAGAAAGCAUUUAAGGCAAAGGAAAUUGCGCGUGUAAAGGAAUUAGCUGCCAUGGCCGCCAAAAGUACACUGGUAGUGGCAGCGAGUGAGCUAGACGCUGCAAGGGAGGCUUACGAGAACGCUAGCGUGUACGUGACCAGUGGACUUAGGACGGUGGCCACGGACGUCACGUGUAACAGCUCGGGCGUCUGGCAAGUACAGGGGCAGCCCUACUGCGAGGACGUGACAGCACCGUCUUUAAAAUGUGUCCCAGUGUAUACAUUUUAUCUGGAUCCAAACCAGACUGUCGGUAUUGUCACGUGGCCGGAACCGGAAGUGGACGACAACAGCAACAGCGCCACUGUGCGUCACGUAUCUGGUCCGUCCCCGGGGGAGAUUCUGACCAGCGGACGACACGUGGUCAAGUACGAGGCGGUCGAUAAUGUCAACAAUACGUCUCCUGUAUGCACUGUUGUCAUAAAUGUCAAAGAGGUUGUGUGUGAAGACCUGGGACAGGUUAUUGGUCAGAGCACUAUUUCAUACACGUGCGAUUCUUUCGAACUCGGUACCACGUGCUCGUUGGCAUGUGAUUCUCGUGACGUCAUCGAUGGACCUGAUCACGUCACGUGUAUGUUGGAUUUCGAGACUGGAUUUCCGUUUUGGAAUUGGGAAAAUACCACUUGCUUAAGCGAGAAUUGUUCACAACCCGCCGCCCCGAUCCAUGGUUAUAUCAGCUGUUUCUACGAGGACAUUCUCGUCACUAACGUCACGGACGGCAACGUAACCGCCGGAAACGUCACGAGCAACAGGACAGAAGAAACAUUCGUUUGCGAGUUCUCGUGCGCGGAAGGUUACAUGCUACCAUAUGCCACCCUGAAUCGGUACACGUGCUCAGGAAAUGACGUCUGGAACUCUGAAUUCUUUCCAGCAACAUGUAUAGAAACCGGGGCAGAGCUGUCGACCCAGCACUCCUUCCUGCUGACGUACGACAUUACAUCAUGUGACCUGGAUGAAAUACACGAGCUUGCAACUGAUUGGAAAAAUGUUGUAAGCGAAGAGUUACCAUCAUUUUCUGAUUGCAUGUCGGGAUUUCUGUGUGAUAUGGGUGACGUCAGUUACCAGUGCAACGCGGACAACACGUCCGUUACGGUGACGUUCAGUGUCCACGUCAGCUGCGAGGAAGUGUUCGCCACAGCAUUGCCUUUGGAAGCCACGUGUGACCUCACUGAAAACAAAAUGGCGUCAUUGCUUACGUCACAGGAGGGCAGUAGCAGCAUUCGAUUGUUCAUAAAAAACCGUCUUCCUGCUGCUGCCGAUUUGUUUGCUGAUAACGUGACCGUACCCGAGUGCCCAGGAAGUGUCCUCAUUGGAGCAUACUGCGCACGGUGUCCGGCAGGUAGUUUCUACGCGCGGUCUCUGGACCGCUGCAUUCUUUGCCCAGUGGGCUCCUACACGGAAACUCCCGGGCGGGACUUCUGCACGAGCUGCCCCCAGGAUCAGGCCACGUUGCAGGCCGGAAGUGUGCAGCCACACGAGUGCAGAGACAUCUGUCGGGCUGGAAGCUACUCUUACACGACCGUGGCCCCGUGUUCUCCGUGCCCGACGGGCACCUACCAGGGUCACGUGGCCAGUGUCGCGUGCUCACCCUGCCCCGCCGGCACGUGGACACAGAGUGAAGGAAGCACGAGCUUGGCAGACUGCAUUGCAUAUGACCUCUAUUUUGACGAUGACGUCGCAGACAUUCUGCUGACGUCAGUUGGGCAAGAGUUUAGCGUCGUGCUAUGGACUUCAAGCAUUGCGGUGACGUCAUUGACGUUGGGUGUGUUUGGUGACUCCGGCGAGCCCUUGUUCAUACUGAGAGCGCGCUCCAACUCCUCCAACCUGUACUUCGAUAGCUGGGACAGCGAGCCAGUCAACCUUGAUCUUGUAUCAGACAUGUGGACGAUGCUCGGAGUCACGUGGUCUGCAGAGUCACGUGACGUGCACUUGUACCAGGACGUAAAGCACGUGUACAGUAUACAGAUACAGGCGUCGGAACCUGCCACCCAGCUGAGGAUAUCCGCCGGGAACCAGACGUUCGUGUCUGGUUUGAGCAUCAGUAACAGAACGGCAAACAGCGCCAUACUAUCGAGUGUAUACAGCACGUGCGGAACGUCACUUCCGGCGGAAGUGAUCUCGCUGGACCACGUAGCUGCACAGAGACUGCCCCACGUGAAUGUCGCGGCGUCGUCAUGCCAGGGUACGCAAGUAGUCACGUUCCAUUAAGCUGUAAUAUUGACAAUUGUUGAAACCCAGACUAAGCGAUACCGGUAUAUUCCAAUUAGA
This is a messenger RNA of Dreissena polymorpha, 3747 nucleotides long. RefSeq lists its product as uncharacterized. The record is from RefSeq and is a predicted model, not a curated record. Bases 1 to 3687 code for a protein of 1228 amino acids. Lineage: Eukaryota; Metazoa; Mollusca; Bivalvia; Myida; Dreissenidae. The transcript has 18 exons.